AUGGACCAGGCCCAAGCAGUCUAUGAAGGAGCUUUGAAUGAGAUAAUUAGACAUAUACAAGAUGACCCACAAAUCAGCACCAUGUUUAGUCAACAAAAUGUCAACUCAGUUGCACCACGCGAACAGGGAUUCAUCAUUGGGGUGGUGGACAAUGAUGAAGGUUGGCCAUUGCCUUUCCCAUUUGACCUAGGCUUUACUAAAGCCAAGAACCAUGAAGGGCAUAGUGAAUCAUCCUCGGGUGUCAGGAGGAUAGCUAACAGCAGUUUAGCAGUUAGAAUGCUGAAUCUCUUUCAGCAUCCAGCUCCAGAUCCAGAAAGCCUACACCCUCAGAUCAUGGCUGGUGAGAAUGGACUGGACAGUAUCAAUUCCUGCAAACCACUGGCAGAGCAUGGUGACAUUUCCUUUGAAGUGUCCUUUAAUGAUGAAUCAUUGCCAAACCCAGUUGUGCAUACUCUGAACAUGGCUCACUACAAUCUGGAGGGACUUAAUAUACUAGCUCAUGUGGCCAAAACAGAACUAUCUCACUGGAUUAUAGCUGACAAAAGAUCAUCUGAAGCAAUGAACUGCAAGAGGGGUGAAGUCAAUCAUGUUCUGAGACUGACUAGUCUAGAUGUUCAAGGUAAAACAUCACCCAGAAAAGACAUGCAUUCACUAAAGAUGACUAAGGAUUCAAUCAUGUGA
This is a messenger RNA of Coccidioides immitis RS, 681 nucleotides long. RefSeq lists its product as uncharacterized. The record is from RefSeq and is a predicted model, not a curated record. The coding region runs from base 1 to 681 and encodes 226 amino acids. The transcript is spliced from 3 exons. NCBI's taxonomy places the organism in Eukaryota, Fungi, Ascomycota, Eurotiomycetes, Onygenales, Onygenaceae.